This is a messenger RNA of Pangasianodon hypophthalmus (striped catfish), 2320 nucleotides long. RefSeq names its product CDK5 regulatory subunit associated protein 1-like 1 (gene cdkal1). Gene Ontology annotation, biological process: tRNA methylthiolation. Bases 35 to 1867 code for a protein of 610 amino acids. The transcript has 15 exons. NCBI's taxonomy places the organism in Eukaryota, Metazoa, Chordata, Actinopteri, Siluriformes, Pangasiidae. The record is from RefSeq and is a predicted model, not a curated record. Gene Ontology annotation, molecular function: 4 iron, 4 sulfur cluster binding; tRNA (N(6)-L-threonylcarbamoyladenosine(37)-C(2))-methylthiotransferase activity. Gene Ontology annotation, cellular component: endoplasmic reticulum.
AGUGUACUAGCUCCCUGUUCAGGAUUUAGCCUUAAUGUUCGUCCGGCAUGCAGACUUCUGGAUAAACAAGCUCAACUCAGCUAAAGAAACGUUAAUAAACUUGUUCUCUUUUGGCGAAUUUUAUAGCGAAAGAUUAUUUAGAGAUAAAACAACGCGAUUAUUAAUUUCUAAAAUCAUGCCCUCCGCCUGCGACUCUCUCAUUGACGAUAUCGAGGACAUUGUGUCCUCCAGCGAGCAGGCUCCUCUCCAGCGCUCGUCCACCAGACAGUCCGUCGUUCCCCGCGUGAGAAAACGGAAAGAUCUCACAGCUAAUGAGGAGCUGCAGGCGGACAGCGUGAUCCCGGGCACGCAGAAAGUGUGGUUGAGGACGUGGGGCUGCUCACACAACAGCUCAGAUGGAGAAUACAUGGCCGGACAACUGGCUGCGAGUGGCUACAAGAUGACCGACGACCCGUCUGAGGCAGAUGUUUGGCUGCUGAACAGCUGCACGGUAAAAAACCCAGCGGAAGAUCACUUCAGGAACAACAUCAAGAAGGCUCAGGAGCAGAAUAAGAAGGUGGUGGUAGCAGGAUGUGUUCCUCAGGCUCAGCCCAGGAUGGAUUACCUCAAGGGCCUGAGCAUUAUAGGGGUCCAGCAGAUCGAUCGCGUGGUGGAGGUGGUGGAUGAAGCGGUGAAAGGUCACUCCGUACGUCUGCUGGGUCCGAAGAAAGAUAAUGGCAAGCGGCUUGGUGGCGCUCGAUUGGAUUUGCCGAAGAUUAGGAAGAACCCGCUGAUUGAAAUCAUUUCCAUCAAUACAGGAUGUUUGAACGCUUGCACAUACUGCAAAACCAAGCACGCACGAGGCGACCUGGCCAGUUACCCCAUCGAAGAACUGGUGGAACGAGCCAGACAGUCCUUCCAGGAGGGAGUGUGUGAGAUCUGGCUGACGAGCGAGGACACGGGUGCUUAUGGGAGGGACAUUGGCACGGAUCUGCCCACUCUGCUGUGGGAGCUGGUGAAGGAGAUCCCUGAGGGCUGCAUGCUUCGCCUGGGCAUGACCAACCCACCCUACAUCCUCGAACACCUGGAGGAAAUGGCAAAGAUCCUGAAUCACCCGCGAGUGUACGCCUUCCUGCACGUCCCCGUCCAAUCAGCAUCCGACAGCGUGUUGAUGGACAUGAAGAGAGAGUACUGCUGUGACGACUUCACACAUGUCGUUGACUUUCUGAAGGACAGGGUUCCAGGCAUCACCAUCGCCACUGACAUCAUCUGCGGCUUUCCGGGAGAGACGGACGAGGACUUCCAGCAGACAAUGGAGCUCGUGAGAAAGUACCGGUUCCCGAGCCUCUUUAUCAACCAGUUCUACCCACGACCUGGAACUCCCGCGGCCAAGAUGGAGCAGGUCCCGGCUCAUGUGAAAAAACAAAGAACGAAGGAGCUGUCUGCACUGUUCCACUCAUAUAACCCUUACGACCAUAAGGUCGGAGAGAAGCAGAGUGUGUUAGUCACUGAGGAGUCGUUCGACGCUCAGUACUACGUCGCCCACAACAAAUUCUACGAACAGGUUCUGGUUCCCAAAAAACCGGAGUUUAAAGGAAAGAUGAUCGAGGUGGACAUCUUCGAGGCAGGGAAGCACUUCCUGCGAGGUCGUCCGGUGGAGGACUCCACGGUCAUCACUCCAUCCAUCAACCAGCCGCUGGAGAAGGGAGAAAUAUCCGGCCUCAGCCAGAAACAGAAAGCUUCGAGUCAGAAUGGCGUCCAUGCCCCCCUGACGCCGGCGUCAAUUGGCUGCUCAUGGAACCUGGAUGGUCAAGGACUAAAGCUGCUCUCUGUAGGAUUGACUCUGCUGGCUGUUGUAGUGGUUUUCAUCUUUGAGAAACUUCAGUGACAUUGAAAUGGAGCCCGGCGUAUUGAGUUGUGAGUGUGUGAAUGACAGGAUCUGCCAAACGCCACACAUCUGCGAAGCGUCUGUAAGUUAAGGUCAAACCGAGGCAAUGAACUUCAUAAGCUUUUGAGCUCACUGAAAUAACUGAGGACACUGCGAAGGAUUUUACUAUUUAUUGUAAAGUUCGCCUUCAACACAGAAAGGAUUCUGUACUGUUUCUCAUCUCUUUAUUCAAUUAUCAGGAUCUUUUUUAUCUGUUGAAGGCACACACUUUAGAAAUCAGACUACAAGGACGUCCUGAAAACACCAUUGAGUUCAGUUUGGUUUUUUUAUUACUUUUUUAUUUUGCUUUUAAAAACGAUGUGUAUGGUUUUUUUGGCUCCAGGCACAAAGCAAUGCCUUUUUUGUUCAACAUCUUUGUCCAUGUCAACCUUAUUAAACAAAACUCCACUCUUU